Messenger RNA from Equus caballus (horse), 3025 nucleotides. RefSeq names its product scaffold attachment factor B (gene SAFB). Gene Ontology annotation, cellular component: nucleus. The record is from RefSeq and is a predicted model, not a curated record. Gene Ontology annotation, biological process: regulation of transcription by RNA polymerase II; regulation of mRNA processing; estrogen receptor signaling pathway. Lineage: Eukaryota; Metazoa; Chordata; Mammalia; Perissodactyla; Equidae. Gene Ontology annotation, molecular function: RNA binding; sequence-specific DNA binding.
GCUGGAGCGGUUCCCUCGCAGGCGGCGCCAUUUUGUGCUGGGAGCGGAGCGAAAACCGGGCCGGUUCUGUGUGAAACGGGCAGCGGAGCCAGGGUCCCUGGAAUGGCGGAGACUCUGUCAGGCCUCGGCGACUCGGGGGCGGCAGGCGCGGCGGCGCUGAGCUCCGCCUCGUCGGAGACCGGGACGCGGCGGCUCAGCGACCUGCGGGUGAUCGAUCUGCGGGCGGAGCUGAGGAAACGGAACCUGGACUCGAGCGGCAACAAGAGCGUCCUGAUGGAGCGGCUCCGAAAGGCCAUCGAAGACGAAGGCGGCAACCCCGACGAGAUCGAGAUCACCUCCGAGGGGAGCAAGAAGGCGGCGAAGCGGUCCAGCAAAGGGCGUAAACCAGAGGAAGAGGGUGUGGAGGACAACGGGCUGGAGGAAAAUUCUGGGGAUGGCCAGGAGGAUGUUGAAACGAGCUUGGAGAACUUGCAGGACAUCGACAUGAUGGACAUCAGCGUGCUGGACGAGGCGGAGAUCGAUAACGGCAGCGUUGCCGACUGCGUGGAGGACGACGAGGCCGACACCCUCCCGGAGUCCCUGGCCGACGGCCGAGAGCCGGGCGAGGGGGAGAUGAAGGAGCUGCCCGAGCCGCUGCCGGAGCCCGCUGUAGAGGACAAGGAAACUGUUAACAAUUUAGAUACUUCAUCGUCUGACUUCACUAUAUUGCAGGAACUUGAGGAGCCCUCCUUGGAGCCAGAAAAUGAGAAAAUACUCGACAUUUUGGGGGAAACUUGUAAAUCUGAGCCAGUAAAAGAAGAAGGUCCCGAGCUGGAGCAGCCAUUUGCCCAGGAUACAAGUAGCGUGGGGCCAGACAGAAAGCUUGCGGAGGAAGAGGACCUUUUUGGCAGCGGCCACCCGGAGGAGGGUGCUUUAGAUGUGGCCGGCGAGUCCCCGGGCCAGGCUCAGGCGAGCCAGGCAGACAGCCUGUUAGCGGUAGUGAAAAGGGAGCCGGCGGAGGAGCCGGGCGCUGGCGCGCGGACGGACUGCGAGCCUGUAGGGCUAGAGCAGCGAGCGGAGCAGAGCAGGGGAGCCUGCGAGCCCGCGGGAGCCUGUAGCGAGGAGGCCGCGGAAGCGCCCCCGGAAGCCUCGAGCCCCGAGCCCGGGGAUAGCCACGAAGACGGGCCGAAGCUUGCUUUUGAAGCUUGUAAUGAAGUCCCUCCGGCUCCUAAAGAGUCCUCAGCCAGUGAGGGCGCUGAUCAGAAAAUGAGUUCUGUCGAAGAUGACUCGGACACAAAGAGGCUUUCCAAAGAGGAAAAGGGUCGUAGCAGUUGUGGUAGAAAUUUCUGGGUUAGUGGACUUUCUUCUACCACCAGAGCUACAGAUUUGAAGAACCUGUUCAGCAAAUAUGGGAAGGUGGUGGGCGCCAAGGUCGUGACGAACGCCCGGAGUCCUGGGGCUCGCUGCUACGGCUUCGUCACCAUGUCCACAGCAGAAGAGGCCACCAAGUGCAUCAGCCACCUGCACAAAACAGAGCUCCACGGGAAGAUGAUCUCCGUGGAGAAAGCGAAAAACGAACCUGCUGGCAAGAAAACCUCUGAGAAGAGAGACGGUGAGGGGAAAAAGGAGAAGUCCAGUAACAGUGACAGAUCUGCGAACCUGAAGAGGGAAGACAAAGCCGACAGAAAAGAUGAUGCUAAAAAGGGCGAAGACGGAAGUGGGGAAAAGAGUAAAGAUCAGGAUGAUCAGAAGCCUGGCCCCUCGGAGCGCUCCCGGACCACCAAAUCAGGAAGUCGGGGAACCGAGCGCACAGUGGUGAUGGAUAAAUCUAAGGGUGUGCCUGUCAUCAGUGUCAAAACCUCGGGAUCCAAGGAGAGGGUCUCCAAGAGCCAGGACCGCAAGUCGGCCAGCAGAGAGAAGCGCUCCGUCGUGUCCUUCGACAAAGUCAAGGAGCCUCGCAAGUCGAGAGACUCGGAGUCGCGCAGGGUGCGCGAGCGCAGUGAGCGGGAGCAGCGGCUGCAGGCGCAGUGGGAGCGGGAGGAGCGCGAGCGGCUGGAGAUCGCCCGCGAGAGGCUGGCCUUCCACCGUCACCGGCUGGAGCGCGAGCGCAUGGAGCGGGAGCGGCUGGAGCGCGAGCGCAUGCACGUGGAGCAGGAGCGCCGGCGCGAGCAGGAGCGCAUCCACCGCGAGCGCGAGGAGCUGCGGCGCCAGCAGGAGCUGCGCUACGAGCAGGAGCGACGGCCGGCCGUGCGCAGGCCCUACGACGACGGCCGGCGAGAUGAUGCCUACUGGCCGGAAGCCAAGCGGGCCGCCCUGGACGAGCGCUACCAUUCGGACUUCAACCGCCAGGAUCGCUUCCACGACUUUGACCACAGGGACCGGGGCCGCUACCCCGACCACUCUGUUGACAGGAGAGAAGGUUCGAGGUCGAUGAUGGGAGAAAGAGAAGGACAGCAUUACCCCGAGCGCCACGGCGGGCCCGAGCGCCACGGCCGGGACUCCCGGGACGGCUGGGGCGGCUACGGCUCCGACAAGAGGAUGAGCGAGGGCCGGGGGCUGCCACCGCCACCACCCAGGGGCAGACGGGACUGGGGGGACCACGGCCGGAGGCUAGAGGAUGACCGUGCGUGGCAGGGCGCCGCCGACGGAGGCAUGAUGGACAGGGACCACAAGAGGUGGCAAGGUGGCGAGAGAAGUAUGUCUGGUCACUCGGGCCCAGGCCACAUGAUGACCCGCGGCGGGAUGUCAGGGCGGGGCAGCUUCGCCCCCGGCGGGGCCUCGCGGGGCCACGUGAUCCCGCGCGGCGGGAUGCAGGGCGGCUUCGGAGGCCAGAACCGGGGCAGCCGGCCCAGCGAUGCCCGCUUCAGCCGCCGCUACUGAGCACCUGGCCCGCGGCCGCCGGGGCGCGUCCCGUUAGGAGCCCCUUCAACUGUGUACAAUACGUUUUUUUAUCUGCUGCCAUAUUGUAGCUCAAUACAAUGUGAAUUUGUUUUCUGUUUUUUUUUGGUUUUUUGUAAUAAACGUGUUUCUGUUCACAUACCCUUUA